This is a messenger RNA of Myxocyprinus asiaticus (Chinese sucker), 4085 nucleotides long. RefSeq names its product nuclear receptor-binding protein 2-like. The record is from RefSeq and is a predicted model, not a curated record. Bases 422 to 1948 code for a protein of 508 amino acids. Gene Ontology annotation, molecular function: protein serine/threonine kinase activity; ATP binding. The transcript has 18 exons. NCBI's taxonomy places the organism in Eukaryota, Metazoa, Chordata, Actinopteri, Cypriniformes, Catostomidae. Gene Ontology annotation, cellular component: cytoplasm; endomembrane system. Gene Ontology annotation, biological process: endoplasmic reticulum to Golgi vesicle-mediated transport; intracellular signal transduction; protein phosphorylation.
UGAAGCUGGACGGAGAUGAAAUGAUGCCUGUAGGUAGGGCUCCUCGAGCACUGAAUAUGUAAAGAGCAUCUGCGAUUAAACGGUCCAGACAUACACGUCUCUCACGUACGAGACUGUCAGUUAACGGGAGCCUUUUCCUUGUUUCCAAGAAUCUUUGAGGAUGGGGUUAAAUUCACCAUAACGCUGAUUUUUAUUUUACCUUGCUUUAAAACUCUCACGAAUCGUGGAAUUUAGGUGUACGUUGCAGUAUUUUAUGUGGUGGACGAUUCGACUAUAAAACUUGCAACAGUGAUCUGCACUGUUUUAUAUUCGUCAAUGGUACACCUUUGUAGCUUCAACAUCGCUGCAAACAUUCGAAGGUCCUGCUGCGUGCUCAAAGUGUGGUCUUAAAGGAACCGUUACAGGAGCACGCAAGGGUAAGAUGACGAUGUCCGUCCCGGAGAGGAUAUCGGAGUCCGGGGGUAAAGAGGAGGAGAGUGAGGAUGAGAGUGAAAUCCUGGAGGAAAGCCCCUGCGGCCGCUGGCAGAAGAGACGGGAGCAGGUCAGCCAGGGAAACGUCCCAGGCAUUGAGAGUGCGUACUUGGCUAUGGACACUGAGGAGGGGGUGGAGGUGGUGUGGAAUGAAGUGCAGUUUUCAGACAAGAAGGUUUUCAAGUCCUUUGAGGACAGGAUAAAGGAGAUGUUUGAGAACCUGAUGCAGGUGGAGCAUCCAAACAUUGUGAAGUUUCACAAGUAUUGGUUGGACAUGAGAGAGAGCAGAGCAAGGGUGAUUUUUAUCACAGAGUAUAUGUCAUCUGGCAGCCUCAAGCAGUUUUUGAAGAAGACAAAGAAAAACCACAAAACUAUGAAUGUGAAGGCAUGGAAGCGUUGGUGCACACAGAUCCUGUCUGCGCUCAGUUACUUACAUUCAUAUGAUCCGCCCAUUAUCCACGGUAACCUGACCUGUGACACCAUCUUUAUCCAGCACAAUGGGCUCAUAAAAAUUGGCUCAGUCUGGCACAGGCUGUUUGUAAAUGUAUUUGCUGAGGCUAUUCAUGGGAAUGUGCACCAGCAUAGAGAUGAAAUGCAAAACCAGCACUUUUUUGCUCCAGAGUAUGGCCUUGCUGAAGACGACUACGCCAUUGAUAUAUUUUCAUUUGGGAUCUGUGCCUUGGAGAUGGCAGUAUUGGAAAUCCAGGCCAAUGGGGACACUGCAGUUUCGAAAGAGGCCGUAGAUCAUGCUGGACAGUCACUUGAGGACCCUCUCAUGAGGGAAUUUAUCCAAUCGUGUGUGCUCACAGAAGCUAAGACGAGACCCACAGCUCACGACCUGUUGUUCCAUAGAGUAUUAUUCGAAGUCCACUCCUUAAAACUGCUUUCUGCGCACUGUUUUAUCAGUAAUCAGUAUCUCCUUCCUGAGAAUUGUGUAGAAGAGAAGACUAAAUCUUAUGACCCUAAUGGCAUCAUGGCACAGAUCAACCAUCGAGACCGACCUGGAGUUCAUCUGAAGUAUUCCCACGUUUCUCCCCUGGAGCUGGACAAAUUCCUUGAGGAUGUAAAGAAUGGCAUAUACCCUCUUAUGAACUUUGCUUCCCAGCGACCUCAUCCUGUCCCCCGCGCUCUCUCUUUGCCACAGGAACAGAUGGAGACUGCUAAGACCCCAACCCCAGAACCACAGGAGACUGAAACCAGAAAGGUUGUCCAGAUCCACUGUAAUUUGGAAGCAAAUGAAGAAGGCACAAGAAGUCAUCUCUCUCUCUUUUUAAAGAUGGAUGACCGCCUUCAUCGCCAACUUAGCUGUGAUGUCAUACCAUCUGACAGUCCCAAAGAUUUGGCUAGUGAGUUGGUUCACCAUGCUUUCAUUAGUGAGGAAGACUGUGAGAAGUUGGCAUGUUUUCUUGAGGAUGCAUUAUGUAAGCACUGGUCAGGGACAUCAAACUCCCCUACUGCCAUGGCUGUGAUGUACUAAGCCCAGCUGGUCUGAACCGUCCCAUAAUACACAAACAGAGCAUGCAGAUUGGACCGAGGACAGAGAAAAAGAGAGAGAGAGAGAAAUCCAGACUGAUAAACCUGAAUGAGACCAAAAAUGAAAUGGUAGAAAGUUCUCAUCAAACCACAUGGUACCUUCCAUUCAAAAUGUUGAAAUGGAAGGUCAAAUUGCUGUCAUCUCACAAUGAUGAAGAAAUCACCUCUUUGCCAGCCUUUUAGGUUUCUUUUUUCCCCCAAAAUGGAGGUUAAUGGAUUUUUAUAUAUACACAUCCUUCCAAGUUAUCCUGCCUAUAACAUAAUCCGUUCUCCAUUUAUCCUCCAAAUGAUAUCUGGCAGGGUCAAAAUCCCACAAAAAUGGACAAUUUUAGGAUGGCUUUGGGAACCUGAGAGAGGAGGCUAAAUGUCCAAGCAAGAAAUUCCUGUCAUUCAACACAACUGGAGUCUUGUCUUCAGGUCUUUGUGUUUCAGACUUAAAUAUAUUUAUUAUUUUAUUAAACUAUUAAUACAUGGUCUUGGUAUAGAAACGUGUUUAAAACUCCAAGCAAGGAAAUUUGAAAAAGAUUUUUAAUUCUUCAUUUCUAUGUUACGUUAUUCUAUGCUUUUUAAGAGCUGACAGUGAGCAAAUGAAUGUACAGCACUAUGGCAAAAGUGCUCUUGGCACCUCUUAUAUUAUUUCAACACUCUCUGUUUCAGAUCUUAAACUUCAUUUCUUUCUUUUAACCAGGAGUAGCUAUUUCAAAGGCUAAAAGUGUCUCAUUGAGAAAUGAAUGUGUUUAGAAUUGCUCCUUAGAUUAUGUUGCUUUUAUAAUAUCCCAAAUGCUUUUUCCAUGCAGACGGUGAUUGACUUUGCAAAUAUUUAUAAACCGUGGCAAUAACGGUACCCCAGAAUAGUGUGAGCUACACGUUGUGUCUGGUGUUUGCUCAGUUUUAAGCAAUAAAAAUCAGAAGAGCUCUUCAUCCAUAUGUUUUUCACCAAGAAUGAGGUUGAACCAAUGAGUACCUCUCCAAACUCAAUAAGACAAUUGCAUUUAUUCAUUUAGCAGACAUUUUUAAACAAAGUGACCUACAAAUGUGGAAAAUACAAGCACAAGCAAUUAAUCUUAAGAACAUUUUGAGCAGCUAAUUCAUACUUCCAAGCUCUCACCCGGGGGAUCUAUUCAUCCAAUGUCUGAGUGUAACAGUGUUGAUAUGGCAUUUGCUAUUUGCCUUUUACCCUAAUGUGAAUAUGUGCUGAUAAUUGAUCAGUGGACUGCUCAGAGAUGUUUAACAUAUAUGGGCCCAGUUUACUUUUUAUCUGUUCCUUAGUCUUUGAUAUUGUUUCAUUAUACUUUUUGAUGUGGCAAGCCUCAUGCCAUUUAUGUACACUAAAUACACCGUUCUAGAGUAAACUGACCAGUGACCUUGAAGUAAUUCGAAAUAAAAUGGUGUACUCCUUUUGAAGGGCUGUUGUUCUGUCAUAUUAUCAGUACGUGUAUAUUUUGUCACAUUUAAAUGAUUUACACACUGCAUAUGUAUUCUGUGUGAAAACUGAAUCAUGUCAAGGCCAAAGAUGUAGUGGGUGCAAUGCUGGCAACUGCGAUUUUGCUUUAUAAGUAAGAGUAGGUAUUUCAUUGCAACUGCAACAUUCUGUAUUUGAUUGACAAUUGCAUAUUUAAAACAGUAUUCAUAGUAUCUAUUUAAGGGAUGCAUUUAAGUACUGUACUUUCCAAUGGCUUUGACUUCACUAUCUCUUUAAAAGAAAUACAUGCAUGUCAGAAAAAGAAUGCUUUAGAGAAUUUGUCAGUUUUGUUUAUUGGCAUGAUUGUAUGGUGGAUGUAUUGCAGCUUUGUGAUCUCCAAAACAUUUUAAUUGUAAUGGAAAAAUACAGUCCCCAUCCACACAGUGUUAUCAAGAGACACAGAUGUUUCUGCAGUGUAAUGACACAGAUAUGAAUGUACAGUCAAUAACUCUUAAAAUGUACUCUGUCUAAUUCCUAGUGCCCUUUAUCAUCUAAAUCCAAGCAUUAACUGGACUUAUGCUUUGGGAAUUAUUAUUAUUAUUUUAUUUUAUUUUAUUUUUUACUUUUUAUUUGUGUUGAAAUUGUAUACUGUGACAUGAAAUACUAUAACAUUAAAAUA